This is a messenger RNA of Nymphaea colorata (pocket water lily), 1645 nucleotides long. RefSeq names its product rho GTPase-activating protein 5-like. NCBI's taxonomy places the organism in Eukaryota, Viridiplantae, Streptophyta, Magnoliopsida, Nymphaeales, Nymphaeaceae. The transcript has 5 exons. The record is from RefSeq and is a predicted model, not a curated record. The coding region runs from base 75 to 1478 and encodes 467 amino acids. Gene Ontology annotation, molecular function: GTPase activator activity. Gene Ontology annotation, biological process: signal transduction.
CCCUCUUCUUCUCUUCCUUCUUCUUCUUCUUCCUCGCAUCACGCUCUCUCUCUCUCUCUCUCGGUUGCUUGGCCAUGGCGGAGGUUCACGUGGCGCAACGCGGCAUAGGCGGCGAAUAUGAGGAUGAGGAACUCACGAACCCCCGGUCACCCUUCAUUCUCCCGCACUCCGGCGACGACCCGCCGUCAUCUUCCGGUGGUGGUGGGAUACGGGUGCGGAGGGCGGAGUUGCCGAUCUUGGCGGUGCUCGUGUCGGUGCUGAGGAAGUCGGUGGCGAUCUGCAGUGUCGAGCAGGAGGAGGACGCUGCACUGGACAUCAGCCGGCCGACGGACGUCCGGCACGUUGCCCACGUGACGUUUGAUCGCUUCAAUGGCUUCCUUGGCCUUCCCGUCGAGUUCGAGCCGGAACUCCCCUGGAGGGUACCCAGUGCCAGCGCCAGUGUAUUUGGGGUUUCUGCAGAAUCGAUGCAAUGUUCCUAUGAUGCUCGGGGGAACAGUGUGCCAACGAUUCUGCUAAUGAUGCAAAGGCAUUUAUACUCACAGGGAGGCCUUCAGGCAGAAGGCAUUUUUAGAAUCAAUGCUGAGAAUGGUCAGGAAGAAUAUGUACGAGAUCAGUUAAACAAGGGAAUCGUACCAUGUGGUGUUAAUAUUCAUUGCCUAGCAGGUUUAAUAAAGGCUUGGUUUAGAGAGCUCCCAAACGGUAUAUUAGACUCACUCACGCCAGAGCAGGUGAUGCAUUGCAAUACCGAAGCUGAAUGCACUCAGCUCGUCCAGCUGCUGCCAGCAACAGAGGCAGCACUUCUUGACUGGGCCAUCAAUCUAAUGGCUGAUGUUGUGCAGCAUGAACAUCAGAACAAGAUGAAUGCACGCAAUAUUGCUAUGGUAUUUGCACCAAACAUGACUCAGAUGGCCGAUCCCUUGACUGCAUUGAUCCAUGCGGUGCAAGUGAUGAAUUUCCUCAAGAGCCUUAUCAUGAAAACCCUUCGUGAAAGGGAAGAGAAUGCUGCCAGAGCAAGAGAAUUCUCUUUUUGCCCAGAAUCCCCAAAAGACAGAGACCGUCACAAUUCAUCAAGGUUAAUGGCAAUAACCAAUGAGGGAGCUGAUGAAACACCAACAAAAAGUUGUUUUCGCAAUACAUCUGUUCUAGACAUGUUUUUAAGAAACAGAGAAGACGGAUUACUCAGUGAUGCUGAGGAAAGUUUCCGGAGCCUUCCUGAGAAGUUUGCAGCUGAUGAUGAAGGUGAAGUAUUCUCAGAAGGAUCAGCAAGAAAAUCUCAGGUGGCAGCCAUAGAAAAUGGAUGCAGGGGUCGGUAUAUCAGUAAAGAUGUUGAAGGCUUGUUAGAUAGACUUAACCUCAGAAAGGGAGUCAGAAAAAUUUGUACACGUCCUAUGUUUCACUUGAAUAGAGUUGGGAAGAAGAGCAAUCCAUUAGGAAUUGUUGAUUCGGCUGCAGUGGCUGGAGGGGAAGCUUGGGCAUGACAUAAAUGUAGGAAGAAUGUGGUUCUUCUGUUUGGUUGUGUGCAUUCUGUUCAUGUAAUUUGCGGUCUGUAAUGGGUUGGAUUCACUAAGAUCUAACAUGCCAACGUGGGAAAAAAGUGAAAAAUGAGCUUUGAAAUUUCGUUGUUCCACAAUCUCUUGUUAUCAUU